AACAUGGCCAAGAGAGUUGCAAUAGUGGGAGCCGGGGUCAGUGGCCUGGCCUGCAUCAAGUGCUGUCUGGAGGAAGGAUUGGAGCCCAUCUGCUUUGAGAGGAGUGACGACUUGGGAGGGCUGUGGAGAUUCACUGAACAUGUGGAAGAAGGCAGAGCCAGUCUCUACAAGUCUGUAGUUUCCAACAGCUGCAAGGAGAUGUCUUGCUACUCAGACUUUCCAUUCCCAGAUGAUUAUCCAAACUAUGUGCCAAAUUCUCUAUUCCUGGAAUAUCUCAAAAAGUAUGCAAACCAGUUCAACCUUCACAAAUGUAUCCAAUUCAAGACCAAAGUCUGCAGUAUAACAAAGCGCCCAGAUUUUUCUGUCUCUGGCCAAUGGGAUGUGAUCACUCUACAUGAAGGGAAGCAAGAGUCCGCUGUCUUUGAUGCUGUCAUGGUCUGCACUGGUUUUCUUACUAAUCCAAGUUUGCCCCUGGACUCCUUUCCAGGUAUAAAAGCUUUUAAAGGCCAAUACUUUCAUAGCCGAGAAUAUAAGCAUCCAGAUAUAUUUAAGGACAAGUGUGUCCUUGUGAUUGGAAUGGGUAACUCUGGUACAGACAUUGCUGUGGAAGCCAGCCACCUGGCAAAAAAGGUGUUCCUGAGCACAACUGCAGGGGCAUGGGUGAUAAGCCGAGUGUAUGACUCAGGGUACCCAUGGGACAUGGUGUUCAUGACACGAUUUCAGAACAUGUUCAGAAAUGCUCUCCCAACUCCAAUUGUGUCUUGGUUGCUUGCAAGAAAGAUGAACAGUUGGUUCAAUCACACAAAUUACGGCGUAGUUCCAGAAGACAGGGUACAGCUGAGAGAGCCUGUGCUAAAUGAUGAGCUUCCAGGUCGUAUCAUCACGGGCAAAGUGCUCAUCAAGCCGAAUGUAAAGGAGGUGAAGGAACAUUCAGUCAUAUUUAAAAACUCCCCAAAAGAAGAACCCAUUGAUAUCAUUGUCUUUGCCACUGGAUACACCUUUGCUUUUCCCUUCCUUGAUGAGUCUGUAGUGAAAGUUGAAGAUGGCCAGGCAUCACUGUACAAGUAUAUCUUCCCCACGCACCUGCAAAAGUCAACUCUGGCUUUCAUCGGUCUCAUCAAACCCUUGGGCUCGAUGAUACCCACAGGAGAAAUGCAAGCUCGAUGGGCUGUUCGAGUACUGAAAGGUGUGAAUACAUUACCACCAUCAAGUGUUAUGGCAAAGGAGGUUAACGAAAGGAAAGAAAACAAGCCUAGUGGGUUUGGCUUGUGUUACUGCAAGGCUUUACAAUCAGAUUAUAUCCCAUACAUGGAUGAACUUCUAACCUAUAUUGAUGCAAAACCCAACCUGUUCUCCAUGCUCCUGACGGAUCCACGCCUGGCUUUGACCAUCUUCUUUGGUCCAUGUUCACCAUACCAGUUCCGCUUGACUGGACCAGGGAAAUGGGAAGGAGCCAGAAACGCCAUCCUGACCCAGUGGGACCGAACAUUCAAGGUCACCAAAACUCGAGUUUUACUAGACUCCUCAUCUGUGUUUGAAAACUUACUUAAACUCUUUAGCUUUCUGGCUUUGCUUAUGGCCAUUUUCCUGAUUUUCUUGUAAGUAAACUAUUUCCUCAAUGCCUUUUCAGAUGCACAGGGUAGAUUUACAAUGCUCUAGUUCCUCCAUUACAGCAAGAUCACCUUCCUGGCAAUAGAUCAUACCCCCAGGUAAUGAAAGUCACCCUUGCCCUUCCAUGGCUGGCCCCAGGGUACCACUGCCAUUCCUGAGCCUCUCCCAGGUCCACCUGAGCCUAAUGCUAGAGGAUGAGAACCAAGUUUUCUGUGCAUUUCAA
Chrysochloris asiatica (Cape golden mole) is the source of this 1834-nucleotide messenger RNA. It is a transcript of the gene FMO1, whose product is annotated as flavin containing monooxygenase 1. Gene Ontology annotation, molecular function: flavin adenine dinucleotide binding; N,N-dimethylaniline monooxygenase activity; NADP binding. Bases 4 to 1602 code for a protein of 532 amino acids. NCBI's taxonomy places the organism in Eukaryota, Metazoa, Chordata, Mammalia, Afrosoricida, Chrysochloridae. The record is from RefSeq and is a predicted model, not a curated record. The transcript has 8 exons.